AUGGCAAAGAAUGCGUCUCGCAAAGGCCCGCUAAAGGGCUCUCUAGAUAGUAAGAUUGAAGAUCUGAUAUACCGAUUACUGGAAGAAAAAUCGCUUGAUAAAAAAAGACUACUUUCUGCUGAGAAUGAGGAUGGAGUGGAUGAAGCAGACACUCUAUCUUUUGCCAAGGACCUUGUAGUUCCAGAAAUAUUCACUUUUUGUCAGACGAAGGAUCUAUCUAUGCUGAGAGUGAAGAAAGUUAUUCUUCAAAAAUCCAUUGAAAGAGUCCUGAAACAGGUUAUAGACGAGGAAGCAGCCGAGUUUGAUGGCUAUGCUAGUUUUAAAGAUGAAUCGGCAGAAUUGGUUCCUAAGGAUGAUAACCUUGUGCCUGUUCAGGAUAAUAAUGAGUUUAACAAGAAUAUAACUGACCAGUGGGCUGUGAGAACUGGAAAUAACAUCACGGAUGGGGAAACUGAAGCUACAGAAGCUGAAGCUGUUUCUUCUCAGGCAAAGAAGAGAGUGAAAGAAGCUGGGACGGGGAAAAGUAAGCGUCAAAAAGUGAAAGAGAAUAGAACUCCUCCAUCCACUAAUUUAGAGUCACUAGGAGGCAUGGAUGAUGUGAUCGCGCAGUUGAUGGAAUUGAUUGGUUUACCAAUCUUGCAUCCCGAAAUAUACCUUUCUACUGGUGUCGAGCCUCCUCGUGGUGUUCUUUUACAUGGCCCACCUGGUUGUGGUAAGACUUCUAUCGCCAAUGCGUUGGCUGGAGAGCUGCAAGUUCCAUUUAUUUCUGUUUCGGCGCCAUCAAUUGUAAGUGGUAUGUCUGGUGAGAGUGAAAAAAAAUUGAGAGAUCUAUUUGACGAAGCAAAACAGUUAGCCCCAUGUUUGGUGUUCUUCGAUGAAAUCGACGCUAUUACUCCCAAACGUGAUGGUGGGGCACAAAGAGAGAUGGAAAGGAGAAUUGUAGCCCAGCUCUUGACCUCUAUGGAUGAAAUCUCUAUGCAAAAAACCGACGGUAAACCCGUCAUUAUUAUCGGUGCUACCAAUAGACCAGAUUCCUUGGAUUCGGCAUUAAGAAGGGCUGGCAGGUUUGAUAGAGAAAUAUGUCUCAACGUCCCAAAUGAAAUUUCAAGAAUUCAUAUUCUCAAGAAGAUGUCGCAACAUCUUAAAAUCGAUGGUGAAAUAGACUUUAUCAAAUUGGCCAAGUUGACACCAGGUUUUGUUGGUGCAGAUUUGAAGGCCCUAAUAACAGCCUCAGGAACUUGCGCAAUCAAACGUAUUUUUCAAGAAUAUGCCGAUCUGUCGGCGUUGUCUGAUAGUCAAAUGGAGGUUGAUCAAACCGGCAUUCUGGAUGAAAAGGCCAUGAAAAACACGGCAAACAUCAUUGAUCCUAUACCGCUUUCAACUAUUCAAAAGUUUAUCAAGAACUUUCCAGAGCCUCUGAAUGACGAACAACUCCAGCACCUGACGAUUAAGUAUGAAGACUUCUUAAAGGCAUUACCGACAAUACAACCUACUGCUAAGAGAGAAGGGUUUGCAACAGUUCCAGACGUUACUUGGGCCAAUGUCGGUGCUUUGUCAAAGAUCAGAAUAGAACUGAAUAUGGCUAUCGUACAGCCAAUUAAGAGACCGGAACUUUACGAGAAAGUGGGUAUAAGUGCUCCGGCAGGUGUAUUGUUAUGGGGGCCACCUGGAUGUGGUAAGACCCUUUUAGCGAAAGCAGUUGCCAACGAAUCGCGUGCAAACUUCAUAUCGAUCAAGGGUCCUGAGUUGCUGAAUAAAUAUGUUGGUGAAUCCGAAAGGGCCAUUAGACAGGUUUUCACCAGAGCGCGCGCAUCAGUUCCAUGUGUUAUAUUUUUCGAUGAGCUUGAUGCAUUGGUCCCAAGAAGAGAUACCACAUUAUCUGAAUCUUCAUCGAGAGUUGUCAAUACUCUGUUAACAGAGUUGGAUGGACUUAAUGACAGAAGAGGAAUUUUUGUGAUUGGUGCCACGAAUAGACCUGACAUGAUAGAUCCUGCAAUGUUAAGACCUGGAAGACUGGAUAAAACCUUGUUCAUUGAAUUGCCAAAUACACAAGAAAAGCUGGAUAUAAUAAAGACUUUGAAAGUGUCCAAUGGAACACCCAUUGCCGAUGAUGUUGAUUUGGAGAAGGUAAUAGCAGAUGAACGCUGUAGAAACUUCUCCGGUGCUGAUAUUGCAGCUUUGCUGAGAGAAGCCUCGGUUUUAGCUUUGAAGAGAAGUUUCUUCAAAACUGAUAUGAUUCAUUCCGUUUUAGACAACGAUCUUGAUAAGGAAUUUGAAGAUUUAAGUGUUGGGGUGCCACAGGAGGAUAUUCUUGUUGCAAUGCAUGACUUUACAAAUGCUUUAAGGAAAAUAAAGCCUUCAGUGAGUGAUAAAGAUAGGCUGAAGUAUGACAGACUGAAUAAGAAAAUAGGGCUGGAAUGA
Torulaspora delbrueckii is the source of this 2421-nucleotide messenger RNA. It is a transcript of the gene RIX7, whose product is annotated as putative AAA family ATPase RIX7. Bases 1 to 2421 code for a protein of 806 amino acids. The transcript has a single exon. Gene Ontology annotation, molecular function: preribosome binding; ATP binding; RNA binding. Gene Ontology annotation, biological process: ribosome biogenesis. Lineage: Eukaryota; Fungi; Ascomycota; Saccharomycetes; Saccharomycetales; Saccharomycetaceae. The record is from RefSeq and is a predicted model, not a curated record. Gene Ontology annotation, cellular component: nucleus.